Molecule: messenger RNA, 2040 nt
Organism: Sinocyclocheilus rhinocerous
Lineage: Eukaryota; Metazoa; Chordata; Actinopteri; Cypriniformes; Cyprinidae
Product: heat shock 70 kDa protein 12A-like
Exons: 5
Coding region: 1-2040 (679 amino acids)
Molecular function (GO): ATP binding; ATP-dependent protein folding chaperone
Source: RefSeq, a predicted model, not a curated record
AUGGCAUCUGUUAAAGAGCUGCUCGCGAACUCACUGAAGGAACUGGCAGAAGAUGAACUGGAGGAGUUUCACUGGCACUUAAUGAAUGCAUAUCAUAAGCGUAUAUCAAAGUCUGAAAUGAAGAAUGCAAAUAGAUUCAAAACAGUGGAUAAGCUGGUGGCAUGUUUUGGACCAGAAGAAGCUGUGAAUAUCACGGUCGGCGUCUUGAGUAGGAUGAGGCAGAAUGAUCUGGCUGAGAGGCUGGAGAAUGAACACAAGCAAGGUGGCAGGUGUACAAAAAUAAAAGUAAAACGAGAGAUGAUGAAUGAAAGACAGUCAUCAGGCACUAAAGCAUACCAGACAACAAGUUCUGAGACAUUUAUUAGUUUAGCAAUACAUUUUGGCAGAUCAUACAGUGGAUAUGCCUUCAGCUUUCAAACCCAGCAGCGUCAGGACAGAAUUAUGAUUCCUUCCUGGGGUGUAGAGUAUGGGCAAAGAAACGCUAAAACCCCCACUAGCAUUUUGUUUGAUGAAGAUCAAAAGUUUCUGGCAUUUGGUUAUGAUGCCAUGAUGAAAUACACACGGCUAACUACAAAACUUAACAGAAAGAAACACUAUCUGUUUGAACAUUUUAUGAAGGAGCUCUAUGAUAAGGAAAUCCACCGAAAUUUGAUGAUGACAGCAAAAAAUGGAGCACAAAUGAAAGCAAUGAUAGUUUUUUCAGAUAGUCUGCGAUACUUUAAGGAUCAUGCACUGAAUCAUAUUGCACAGAACACAUCUGGAAGGAAAGUCAGUGCAUCUGACGUGACCUGGGUGUUGACUGUUCCUGCGAUCUGGCAUCCAGCAGCCAAGCAGUUUAUGAGAGAAGCAGCUAUUGAGGCAGGUCUUGUGACAGACUCUGAGCCAGAGAAGUUUCUCAUUGCUUUAGAGUCUGAGGCUGCAUUUGUUUACUGUAAGCAACUACCAAGUGAAGGCUUUAUAGCAGAGGAGACUUUUCAAGAAACACUGGAACAAAAUCCUGGAACCCAGUUUAUGGUUGUGGAUUGUGGAGGUGAAACAAUUGACAUAACAGUACAUGAGGUGAUGGAGGAGGGACACCUGAAGAAAUUGCAUGCUGCUUCAGCAAAUGACAUGGGUGGACAAGCAGUAGACAGAAAGUUCACCUCUUUUCUCAAAUAUAUAUUUUCUGAGGAAAUUUUCAUGGAAUUUGAGCAUGAAUACCCAGCAGAAGUGCCUAAAUUACAAUGUGACAUUGCUCUGAUAAAAUCUUCUGAUGGAGAUGUGCUGAUCUCGUGCCCAUUCUCCUUUCAAGCAAUUGCAAGACGAAAACAAAGCAUAGAAAGUUACUUUGAGGGUGUUCAUGGAGCAGAAUGGUAUGAUGGAAGAAUCCUAAUUAAAGAGCAACAACUGAGGAGCUGUUUUACUGACAGUCUCUGGGCAACUGCAGACAAAAUUAAGCAGAUUAUGAAAAAUAAUGAGCUGAACAUUGAGUCCAUGCUGUUAAUUGGAGGUUAUGCUGAAAGUCCAAUGCUGAGAGAUUUUAUGACGAAGCACUUUAGCUCUAGAUGUAGAGUACUGUGCCCAGUUGAACCCCAGUUUGCAAUAAUAAAAGGAGCAGUCAUGUAUGGCAAACAACCUAAAGUGGUAAAAUCAUGUGCUCCCACAUACUGUGUCAGUGAAAAUAUGCUUCUUGAUGAAUCUAUACACAAGGGAAAAAACAAAUAUGUAAAUAGUGAAGGACAUGAAUGCUACAAUGUCUGCACUGAAAAACUUGUUAGCAAGGGAGAAUCAGUCCUCAGUGAUGAAUUUCAAACAUUUACUUUCAGCCCAACAGACAAUCAAAUAACAAUGGCAUUUAAAUUUGACAGAACUAGAAGACAAAAUGUCAAGUGUGUCGAUGAGUCGGGGGCGGAGCCAAUUGGCUCUUUUACAGUGGGGAUUCCCAUAAGUAACAGGGGCUUGAAUCGUGAGGUCAGUUUAGAAAUGAAAUUUGGCUUCACUGAAAUGAAGGUAACUGUAACUGAUAUUGAUUCUAAAGAAAAGGGUAUAAAUCAAACUUGA